GUCAUUUAGGGGUUUGGUUCUGAGGAAGUAAGAGACACGAGGAUUGAGUCUAUUUCACGUAGAAAGCUACAGCUCUUCACCAGUACUCUUGUUUCCUCCUCCCCCGUAGGGGAGGACAAUUUGGGAAUUACCUUGACAGUCAUUUACUCCCCCUUCCCCCCCUCAGAAAUCUCUCUUGGUCCCUAAGGCAUCCGCUAGACAUUGUCCAGGAGAACGUUAUCAUCAUCAUCACCAUCACCAUCACCAUCCCUUGCUUGCUUUGGGCGCCUCAGUGGUACCUUCCCAUCCUUUGGAGUACAAGUGCAGGGAGGCAUCCAGGAGGCUUCCUCGCCGUCCUUUUUGGCUAGUGGGGGAUCCAGGAGCAGGGGUGCCCAGCUGGAGAGACGCGACGGGGAGCCAGAACUGGAGCAGCACUUGGCACGCCGGAGGGAGCGCCCAUCUUUGUGGCAUCCCUUUUUUUUUUUUUUUUUUUUUUGUCUUUUCAUUCCGUCUUCCACUCCUUCCUCCCCAAAUCCCUGAAGUUCCAUUGAACGGAAACCUUGAAGAUUGCAAGACAAGUCCAAGAUGUGCAGUUCAGUUGCUCCCAGGCUGUGGUUCUUAACAGACCGGCGCAUCAGAGAAGAUUACCCUCAGCAGGAGAUCCUGAGAGCGCUGAAGGCCAAGUGCUGUGAAGAGGAGCUGGAUUUCCGGGCCUUGGUGAUGGAUGAAGUAGUGCUGACCAUUGAGGAUGGAAAUCUUGGUCUCCGGGUGAAUGGGGAGCUCAUUACUGCUUACCCGCAAGUGGUGGUUGUGCGUGUACCAACACCUUGGGUCCAGAGUGACAGUGAUAUCACAGUCCUUCGCCACCUAGAGAAGAUGGGCUGUCGAUUGAUGAAUCGUCCCCAAGCCAUCCUCAACUGUGUCAACAAGUUCUGGACGUUUCAAGAACUUGCUGGUCAUGGUGUGCCUCUUCCAGACACUUUUUCAUAUGGUGGUCAUGAGAAUUUUGCCAAAAUGAUUGAUGAGGCGGAAGUGCUGGAGUUCCCUAUGGUGGUGAAGAACACGCGGGGUCACCGAGGUAAAGCUGUGUUCCUGGCACGAGACAAGCACCAUUUGGCAGACCUAAGCCAUUUGAUCCGUCAUGAUGCCCCUUACUUAUUUCAAAAAUACGUUAAAGAGUCCCAUGGCAAGGAUGUCCGUGUCAUCGUAGUAGGAGGCCGUGUGGUGGGCACCAUGCUCCGCUGCUCGACAGAUGGGAGGAUGCAGAGUAACUGCUCGCUUGGUGGUGUAGGGAUGAUGUGCUCACUGAGUGAACAAGGCAAGCAGUUGGCCGUCCAGGUGUCAAACAUCCUGGGGAUGGACGUGUGCGGCAUUGACCUGCUGAUGAAGGACGACGGUUCGUUCUACGUCUGCGAGGCCAACGCAAAUGUAGGUUUCAUUGCCUUUGACAAGGCUUGUAAUCUAGAUGUAGCUGGUAUCAUAGCGGACUAUGCCGCUUCUCUCCUUACCCCCGGUCGCUUGACGCGGCGCAUGUCCUUGCUCUCUGUGGUGUCCACGGCCAGCGAGACUAGCGAGCCAGAGCUGGGCCCUCCAGCUAGUGCCGCUGUCGACAAUAUGAGUGCUAGCUCCAGCUCUGUCGACAGCGACCCUGAGACCACCGAGAGAGAGUUGCUCACCAAGCUCCCGGGGGCUCUAUUCAACAUGAACCAGCUAUUAGCCAAUGAGAUCAAACUUCUUGUGGAGUGAUGCCACCUGUAAAUAGAUGACCAACAGAACUCUCUCUUGUACAUUUUUUUCUUU
This is a messenger RNA of Calidris pugnax (ruff), 1779 nucleotides long. It is a transcript of the gene RIMKLB, whose product is annotated as ribosomal modification protein rimK-like family member B. Gene Ontology annotation, cellular component: cytoplasm. NCBI's taxonomy places the organism in Eukaryota, Metazoa, Chordata, Aves, Charadriiformes, Scolopacidae. The record is from RefSeq and is a predicted model, not a curated record. Gene Ontology annotation, biological process: protein modification process. The transcript has 6 exons. The coding region runs from base 565 to 1725 and encodes 386 amino acids. Gene Ontology annotation, molecular function: metal ion binding; ligase activity, forming carbon-nitrogen bonds; ATP binding.